AAAAACUGCUGUCAAACGUCAGUUUCGUAACCACCGCACAUUUUUCGCUUUUUCCAUUUUCUCGCCUCAAUCAGUGAAAACAUCGGAGAAUUUUUAGGAUUUUAAUGUUGUAAAUUAAAGUGUAAGGCAAAAAAUGCUGUCGCAAAGUUUCCGUCGCAAUUUGCAGCUCAUGCUGCGAAGCACGAAUCGCUUAUCGCUGUCGAUGAGAGCCCUUGCAAAUCCCAGCGAAGAGUACACGGCACAGCCUCAAUACCCGGCAAUCGAAGAUCCUAGCUUUCGGUCCAAAAAGAAACGAGAAGCUGCUGAAUGGCACGAACGGAUCCAGCAAUUGAGUUCUGUGGAGGAGAAAUUGUUCGAAAUCAAUAUGCCUAAGUAUUAUGGCUAUAAGGCGCACAUUAUCACCGAUCAAAAGUUUCCGUAUAACGUUCUGCCUUUGGCACAGUACGCUACCCGAACUCAUCUUCAGGAAAAUCUGCCGGAGACCUAUGGGAAGUUGGGAGAGGAAGCCAAAAAGCUGCUGGAAGAAAUACGAGGCAAUCUGGAGGAUGUGAUAGGGUUCGAACUGACGGGAUACAGUCGCUCGUACGGAUCCAUCGAAGAAAUAUCUCCGGAAGAAAAGGAGGAAAUAGUCACUUCAUCGCUUUUGACGGCCCUAAACCGAGCUUUGAUUAAUAGUCUAUCAAAGAAAUAUACCCAUCUGAAUGAAGUUGAAACCGAUUUCGAUCCGCGACAUGAAUCAUUCUGGUUUUUAGGCGGCAUUCCACCCCCAUCCUUGGUGAAGAAAAUCAAAGAAGGAGUAGAAUGGCAGAAAGAGUAUGCCAACGAUCCAUAUGAUCGUAAAAUUCAGUACCUUGGCAAACCGUACAUCGCAUUGAGGCACAAACAUCCCUUGGAUGUGUUCGCUGAAAAUAAUGUAGAUAAUCUAGACGCUAAACGCGAUGGGGUAGAGAUCCCUGAGUUCCGUUUCGACCCGAUAACCCUAGGUUAUAACACCGAGCAGCGACAUGCUACGACUAUUCCUGGCUUCUGGCCUGGAGAUCAGCAUGAAUUUGGAUUGGUUUCAUUCCAGCGUAGAAGUCAUGCUCACCUUCGUCCUUCGUAUUGCGCCAUCGACGACUUGCAGGAGGCCCUUCACGCUCAAGGUAUUUUUUCGAGCUAUGCUUGGACAUUGGGACAAGCUUGCUACCAAGGAUUCUCUACUUUCAACGAUUUGACCUACCCACUGGCCACACAAACCGUUAUAACUGACGGAAAAAUGUGGUCAUUCUAUGCCUACCAACUCAAUACCACUCUAUUGCAUUCGGAUCAAGUUGAUGUGAAUCCUCGCUACAAUCAAUGCUGGGGAACGAAAGAGCUUCAGCUGUAUGAGCAUGUCGACGAGAAUGGCAAAGUGCAUGGGAUGAACGACGAAGUUUUGCUGCAUUUAAUUUCAUUCUACAUGAACACUCCUUAUAUCCGCGAGGGCGUCGACCUAAAGCCAUACUUGUGCAAAACCGAAACUCGAGUGGCCGACAUUUUGGACGAGAAGCGUCGUGUCUUCAUGGAGGAAAAGUACAAGCAUGUGGCCGCGAAUCGACCUCGACAUCGCCCGGAACCGGAACUAUACCAAUGGGAGAAAAUCUACAAGGUAGACAACAAAACACGCCAAAUGGAACCGAAACGGAGACCGUUCGAACUCGGCCAGAAUAUGUAUAAGCGGCGAAUGGACGAGCACGCUCUGAAGUAUAUCCCCCGGAAGGUGCGCCCGGAUGGGCCCAAGAGUAAGCCACGGUUCGAAGCGACGUACUAUCCGAAUGUGAGACGUUAAUAACGAUAAGUUUGCUACAUUCGUUCAUAGUUCUAUUAAAAAUAAAUACAGAUCAUUUUA
Aedes aegypti (yellow fever mosquito) is the source of this 1867-nucleotide messenger RNA. RefSeq names its product 28S ribosomal protein S30, mitochondrial (gene mRpS30). Gene Ontology annotation, molecular function: structural constituent of ribosome. The transcript is spliced from 2 exons. The record is from RefSeq and is a predicted model, not a curated record. NCBI's taxonomy places the organism in Eukaryota, Metazoa, Arthropoda, Insecta, Diptera, Culicidae. Gene Ontology annotation, cellular component: mitochondrial large ribosomal subunit; mitochondrion; ribosome. Bases 134 to 1807 code for a protein of 557 amino acids. Gene Ontology annotation, biological process: translation.